AUGGAUACAGAUUCAGCGAAUGACACUUUUUUAUGGUCUUUGACAGAAAUAGAAAAUGAUUGCUCAUUAUGUUUAAGACAAAUUGGUAUAUCGAAUAAUAUACCAGGGGUAGUCCUUCCAUGUUGUCAACAAGUUGUUUGUGAAGAUUGCUAUAAGGAUGAACUAAUUAACAAAAAUAAUGGAAGCUGCCCAUUCUGUUUUUUUAAGGGUAACAACAAAGGCCAUAAAUCAUCAAUGUCUAUAAAUAAUCCUGGGAUGUCUAUGAAUGGUGUGAUUAACACUGUAAAUCCAACGGCAAUGGCAUCAGUGAUUGCUUUACCAAACGGAUCUGGCCCUAACGCCAAUUGUCUAUCCUCGGUUGGAAGUGGAUUGCCACUUGAUCUUUCCUGUUGGCUACCACAAAACCUUACUGCCAUUUGUAAUCCCGGAUUUCAAUCAAAUAAUUCUAGUACAUGUGCUACAUCUCCCUAUUAUAAAAGUAAUAGUACGAGUGCUGGAGAGGGAUUUAAUCAAGAUGGUUUUAUAUAUAUGAGAGGGAAUCCCAUUCCAGGUGUUGUAUGUGGAGUAAAUUCAAUUAAUGUUGGCGUAGGUACUUCUAAUGUAAAUGUACAAAAUUCUCAACCAUCUCCAUUUGGAGUACUUAAUGAUGGGUUUUGGAACAAUUCACACAAUUCUGUAGCAUUACAGAACAAUGCAACAAACCAUAAUGCUACGGGGAGCUCCACUAAUGGCUCGUUUAUAUCAGACCCUUGGAUGUCUACAAGCAGUGGUUAUUCUCCAUCUAAUGGGUUUUUGCAUGACUUUAACUCAUAUGACAAUAAUAUUAAUAAUAGUAACUUAAAUCCAAAUAUGAAUUGUUCUAAUACGGAGGGUAUAACUGAUACAAGUGCUAAUAUAAAUCACAUAAAACAAUGUAACAGCGGAGUGAAUAGUUUAAUGAACAAUAUGCAGAACUCUAAGAUAAUUAAUGUUAUGAACAAUUUAAAUGAAACAAGAAACUCCAUUAUAGAAACUGACAAAAAAGUAUGUGAUUUAAUUAAUGAAGGAAAUAAAGACAACUUAUAUCAACCAGGCAUUAAUGUUAGUACUUUUAAUUCUGCUGCGCCAAAUUUGGUAAAUAUUUCUAAUAAUAAUACAUCGGAUAUUUACCAAAACAACUCUAUAUAUACUUGGACUAUUCAAAAUCCAAUGGCAUGUAAUAGUAUUCAUUCAUUUAACCAAGUGAAUAAUCACAGCAAUAUGAUCUCGUCUGCUACAUCCGUUGAUGUUGAUUUUCAGAGAUUUUGUCUUGGCUUGGGAUUCGAUAUUAAUUCCCAGAACCAAGUUAUAGGCGAUUCACAAAACAAGAACAUAUUAAUCAAUGACCAUAUACAUAAUGUAAAUAUUUGCGAGAGGAACAAUAGAGGAAAUGUUAACGGAAUUACUCUAGGUAGUCACCACAAUAUAAAGUCUUUAGAUAAUUCAGAGAGUACAUGUACAAGAGAAGGAGACGGAAUUUCAGUGGAAAGUGGUGUCAAUGAGACAUAUAUUAAUGGCUCUAACCUCACUGAAAACAAGUUAGAGAAUAGAGACUUACAGAUUGGCUCUAAUAUGGAUAACCACUUAAUUAAUAUUAAUGAAAGCGGAACUUCGAGUAAUCUUAAUAACUCAAUUAAUGAUACUAAUACUAACUCACAAUUAUUUAAUAAUUCUGCAUUUCCUCCACUAACAAGUGCACUAAUUAAACAGAUACCGUCGUCAAAAGAUUCGACAAAGAUAUCUAAUAAUGCAUCCAAUGCCAGUCAUAAUAACGUACCUAACACAGUAAACUCUCAACACAAUGAAUGCUUAAAUUCCUCAAAUAGUCCAAAACUAUCCAACGCCUCUAUUUCAGGUUCAAACCAGAACAUUAACAAUAAUAACCCCUCAACCGGCUCAAACCCUAAGUUGAUCUCGAUGAUGGGUGUGAGGAAUGAGGGUUCUAUUAGAAACAACUUAAAUAUAGGUAGUGCUCUGUCUACAAACAAUUCAAAGCAAAAUACAAUUAGUUCUGGAAAAGCUGGAGUGGUAGUAAACUUGAACAUUUCAACAGGAAAUGUGUCGUAUAUUGAUGCAGUUUUACAUAAGAAUGAUAGCGGUGGAGGGGGGGUAACUACAACUUCAUCUAGCACUGGGAGGUCGGAAAAUCAGGCAUCUAUUAACAGCGAUAUAUCGAAUAUUAGUAAUGAUAGUUCAGGCAACCUGUUAGCCGUUAACACGGAUGAAGAUUCUUCAGCUGCUCUUGGUGCACAAGGCGAACCAUAUAAUUACAAAAGAGCUCUUUGUAGACACUGGAUGCGGGGCUAUUGUUGGCUUGAGGCAGAUUGCAAGUUUGCUCAUGGCGAGGCUGAAUUGAGAACGAGGGACGGCAAGUUACGUCACCCUACUCUUUCAACUGGAGGCACUGAGGUUUCUGGCCAAAACCAGGGACAACCACAAUCCCAGGCCCAAUCUCAGUACCAAACUACAACACAAUUACCAAAUGUGAAUAAUGUUACAAUACCAUCUGGAAACUUAGCAGCAACUUCAACUUCAACUUCUUCUACAUUCACAUCAUCUUCUACGAGUGGAGGGUCUAACAUAUCAAGUAUUCAAUCAAAGGGAUUAAAACAGCAAUCGGGGAACAGUAAAAAUGGAGGUAAUGCAAGCUAUGCAGCAACUGCAGCAAGCAGCUUAACAAGUACUGUUUUAAAUAGUGAUUCCAAUAUUAGCUAUAGUGUUAUGGUUGUUUCAGGAGCUUCUAAUUUGGACUCUAAACGUUGA
Cryptosporidium ubiquitum is the source of this 2781-nucleotide messenger RNA. Its product is annotated as HC-23 domain-containing protein. The record is from RefSeq and is a predicted model, not a curated record. The transcript has a single exon. The coding region runs from base 1 to 2781 and encodes 926 amino acids. Gene Ontology annotation, molecular function: metal ion binding. NCBI's taxonomy places the organism in Eukaryota, Apicomplexa, Conoidasida, Eucoccidiorida, Cryptosporidiidae.